ACUCUGUGCUGGAACUGAGCUCCCCUCCCAAUUACUUGUCACUCUCUUUGUGCCAAGUGCUAUACUUAGUCAUCCCCUUAGAAAGGGCAUUUGCCACUUGGGGGCACGGGAAAGUUAGCCUAUAACUUUGAUUUUCUGGGAAAGCAAAACCACAACAUGUAUUCUUAGGUCUGACAUGUGAGUGCCAGACUCACUUUGGGGAUGUUAAAACGGUUUUGAUCAGAAACUGAUCUUCACCCUAAAAAGCCUAAUUCAGUCACACAAGCAAUUCAAUCUGGUCCUGCAUUUCUAGAGAGUCUCUGCAAGGCUUGAUACAACCAUGCUGCUGAAAUAAUUCCAUGUUCACUAUUAAUUGUAAUGUAGAAUAAUGAUCUACCAGGUGAGGGAUGUCCCCCAGUUAGAGAGGAGUGUGGCACAGAAGGGGUUAGGAGGCACACAGGCAGGCAGGGAUGAGGUGUAAGAGUGUAGGAGUGUAUUAACCACCAGUAACUCAGGCAUGACGAGCUGGCAGAAGUCUCCAUCUGAAUUCUCCAGCAACUAUAGGAACACAAUUCCAUUUCAUUUUAUUUUGUCCUUUCCAAGAAGCAUCACGUUGCUGAGCCCUGUGGAUGGUGCGCUGGGAGGAGGAGAGCAGGUGGCAACGUUUGACUUCUUGUAGUGUGGAGAUCAUUUGUGUGCAUUGGAAGUGUGGUGAGGAGCCCUCAGAUCCCUGAUUCCCCCCCACCCCCACUACAGACACAAUGUAUAUAAUCUAUACAUCUGACUAGUGGAUAAAGCAACGUGCAAGAGUGGGUGACAGGGGGCUUGGUCCCCGGAGUACUGCCUGAUAGGGCUGACAACUGUAUCUGAUCUGAGUGCAUUGUGGAGCUGAUCUCCCUUCCUUUAAGGGUAUGAAAGUACGGUGGAACUGUAAAGGUCUCCUUAGAUGGUCUGUUGUCCACAAACAUCGGUUAUUCAAUGGUGGGAAAUAGUGCGUUGGAGAGACAUCAAACACGGAGUAGAAGACUAAAAGAGUUGAAGCCUUUUCUUUCCACCAUGCUGUCUUAUCCAGCCUAAAUUGUAUCCUAAAAUGCUACUUUAUAUUUUUUUUAUGCUUCUGCUGUUAAAGAAAGAUGGAUCUGGGAAUGUUGGGCUUAUGGCGUCGGCACAAACAAAUGAAAGAAGGGUGGUGGCCCACAUGCCAGGAGACAUCAUCAUUGGGGCGUUGUUUUCAGUUCACCACCAACCGACUGUCGAAAAGGUCCACGAGAGGAAAUGUGGGGAAAUUAGAGAGCAAUACGGCAUACAAAGAGUGGAAGCCAUGCUCCACACGCUCGACAGAGUCAACGCAGACCCAAAUCUGUUGCCGAACAUAACUCUUGGAUGUGAGAUACGAGAUUCCUGCUGGCAUUCUGCAGUGGCUUUGGAACAAAGUAUAGAGUUUAUACGAGACUCGCUGAUUUCCUCGGAAGAAGAGGAAGGUUUAGUCCGUUGUGUCGAUGGAUCGUCUUCGUCUAACCAGCCGAAGAAGCCAAUUGUUGGAGUUAUCGGACCCGGAUCCAGCUCUGUAGCAAUUCAAGUUCAGAAUUUAUUGCAGCUUUUCAAUAUACCUCAAAUUGCCUACUCUGCAACAAGUAUGGACCUGAGUGACAAAACCCUGUACAAGUAUUUCAUGAGAGUGGUACCGUCUGAUGCUCAACAGGCAAGAGCCAUGGUGGAUAUUGUCAAAAGGUACAACUGGACCUACGUUUCUGCAGUGCACACUGAAGGUAACUAUGGUGAAAGAGGAAUGGAAGCAUUCAAAGACAUGUCGGCCAAGGAUGGAGUCUGUAUCGCGCAAUCUUACAAGAUUUACAGUAAUGCCGAAGAACAGAACUUUGACAAACUAUUAAAAAAGCUACGGAGUCAUCUUCCCAAGGCCAGAGUCGUCGUCUGCUUUUGUGAGGGAAUGACCGUGAGGGGACUUUUAAUGGCUAUGAGACGUCAGGGAAUAAUUGGGGAGUUCCUUCUUCUUGGCAGCGAUGGCUGGGCCGACAGAUACGACGUGACGGACAGUUAUCAGCGAGAGGCUGCUGGAGGGAUUACCAUCAAGCUGCAGUCCCCCGAUGUGAAAUGGUUUGAUGAUUAUUACUUGCAGCUGCGUCCGGAAACCAAUCUCCGCAAUCCGUGGUUCCAGGAGUUCUGGCAAAACAAGUUCAAGUGCAAACUGACGGGAUAUUUGCAGGACAGCCAGGUCUACAACAAAACCUGCAACACUCGAUUGUCUUUAUCAUACCAAUACACUCAAGAUUCAAAAAUGGGAUUCGUCAUCAAUGCAAUCUACGCCAUGGCGUAUGGUCUCCACAAUAUGCAGGUGUCUUUAUGUCCCGGGUACGCCGGUCUCUGUGACGCUAUGAAGCCAAUAGAUGGUCAGAAACUACUAGAUUGCAUUAUGAAAGCAAAUUUCACAGGUGUAGCUGGAGACAUGAUUGUGUUUGAUGAGAACGGAGAUUCACCGGGACGGUAUGAGAUAAUGAAUUUUAAGAAAAUGGGAAAAGAUUACUUUGAUUACAUCAAUGUUGGAAGCUGGGACAAUGGCGAACUGAAAAUGGACGAUGAUGAAAUAUGGUCUAGUAAGAAUGCGGUAAUUAGAUCAGUCUGCAGCGAACCGUGCGCUAAAGGACAGAUAAAGGUAAUCCGGAAGGGCGAGGUGAGCUGCUGUUGGACAUGCACUCCUUGUAAAGAGAACGAGAUCGUAUUUGAUGAAUAUACCUGCAAAGCUUGUGAUCUGGGCUCUUGGCCUACUGACGACCUCACAGGAUGCAUCCAGAUCCCGGUGGAAUAUCUUAGGUGGAGCGACCCCGAACCAAUUGCAGCUGUAGUCUUCUCGUGUCUGGGCCUACUGGCGACGAUGUUUGUCACAGCCAUAUUUAUCCUGUACCGGGAUACUCCUGUGGUGAAGUCGUCCAGCAGGGAACUCUGCUACAUCAUUUUGGCCGGUAUCUGUUUAGGUUACUUGUGCACUUUCUGUCUUAUUGCAAAGCCACAGAGGAUUUACUGCUACCUGCAGAGGAUCGGGAUUGGCCUUUCUCCCGCUAUGAGUUAUUCAGCCCUUGUCACCAAAACCAACCGCAUUGCACGUAUCUUGGCUGGGAGCAAGAAGAAAAUCUGCACCAAGAAGCCAAGAUUUAUGAGCGCCUGCGCCCAACUGGUAAUUGCCUUUGUCCUAAUCUGUAUACAGCUCGGAAUCAUCAUUGCUCUGUUUAUCAUGGAGCCUCCGGAUGUUAUGUUUGAUUACCCGAGCAUUCGAGAAGUCUACCUGAUAUGCAACACCAACAAUCUGGGUGUAGUGACCCCGCUGGGCUACAACGGCUUGUUGAUCCUGAGCUGUACCUUCUAUGCAUUUAAGACUAGAAAUGUUCCAGCCAACUUCAAUGAAGCAAAGUAUAUCGCUUUCACCAUGUACACCACCUGCAUCAUCUGGUUAGCCUUUGUGCCAAUAUAUUUCGGGAGCAACUACAAAAUUAUCACCAUGUGCUUCUCAGUGAGCUUGAGCGCCACGGUAGCCCUCUGCUGCAUGUUUGUGCCAAAGGUGUAUAUAAUUCUUGCAAAACCGGAGAGAAAUGUCCGCAGCGCCUUCACCACUUCCACUGUGGUCCGGAUGCACGUGGGGGACGGAAAGUCUUCUUCGGCCGCCAGCCGUUCCAGCAGCUUGGUAAAUUUGUGGAAAAGGAGAGGGUCUUCCGGGGAAACGUUAAGCAUUUCAUUUACUCCUGGGCCUACUCACACCUAUUGUCAGCAGCCAAUUGGAAUCUCUAAUGGAAAAUCGGUAACUUGGGCACAAAAUGAGAAGACCAGUAGGGGCCACCAUCUUUGGCAGCGCCUUUCUGUCCAUGUCAAGAAGAAGGAUAGUACAAAUCAAACAGCCGUUAUAAAGCCCUUCUCUAAAGGCAGUACAGAAAACAGAUAUAUCAGCACUUCCUUCCCAGACUCCAGUGCCAAAAUGCUGUAUGACGUUUCUGAGGCAGAAGAACAUUAUCCGGUACAGUACCGACCGCAGACUCCUUCUCCAAUCAGCACUGUAAGCCAGAGAGCUGCUUCAGUAACCCGGACAGAUGAUGACAUCCCUUCCUUUCACUCAGACACCGCCCAACGAAGUGGCUCUUCUCAAGGUUCUUUGAUGGACCAAAUCAGUAAUGUUGUUACCAGAUUCACUGCCAACAUCAGUGAGCUAAACUCCAUGAUGCUGUCGGCCAACACCCAAGGAACCAUGGUGCCCACCCCUCUAUGUUCUUCCUACCUGAUUCCAAGGGAGAUCCAACUUCCAACAGCUAUGACCACCUUUGCAGAGAUCCAGCCGGCCCCUGCUAUUGAAUUUAACGGUGGGUCACUUUCUGCCAGAAAGUCAUCUUCUGACAGCGUCAAAAAUAGCACUUCAGAAGCACCAGUAGUAAAGCAAGAUGUGGAGGAGUUAGUGGCUUUAACGCCUCCUUCUCCUUUUAGAGACUCCACUGACUCAGACAGCACCUCCCCUAGCUCCCCAGUAUCUGAAUCAGCUCUAUGUACCCCAUCAUCUCCUAAAUAUGACAACUUAAUCUUGAGAGACUACUCUCAAAGCUCCUCUUCAUUGUGAAUGUAACUUAUACUAGUUGGAUAUCAACUGUUGGCAGUAUGUAAAGAUGAUUUGGGGGAGGGUGUCACAGAUGUUGUUAGCGCAGAUGUAAACCAUCCCCAUGUUGGCAGCUGAUGCGUGGCAAAUACUUCUUUAUGGCAGCAUCAGAUGUACAGGUCCACUUUCCCAAGCAGUACAGUCGUUAUUAAAGUGGCCUUAAAAUAUGGUCCUUUUAAGAAACACUGCUUAAACUUGAGGCCUGUUAAGGAGUCGAACAUAAGUGCAGGAGUCUAUUCUAAGUGCUCUGAUUUAAUUUAAAGGGGGCUGUUUUGAGAAAUAUUGUGAACAGAGUGGAUUGUAAUCAGCUGUAAAAUAUAUUUGUCUUGUUUUGCUUUUGAUUCUCUUCCCAGAAGUGAACCUUGAUCUUUUAUCAAGAUUAGAAGACCAAACAUGAAUGUACAUUUUCUAAGAACUCAAAAAUCUGGGACCAAAAUGGCAGGCAUUUUUCUAUGAAGAAACUAUAACACAAAAUAUAACAACAACAAAAAAGUAUCAAAAAUCUGAUACACAACAGGCAUAGCUGACUCUCUGCAGUAAGUGACUGUAUUACAUAGGGCACAACAUGCAACGUUGUCUAUGUUUUUUUGUAUUUCUUUGUCAAUCCGUAACUUUUAAUCCAUUUAAAAAAAAAACAUGAGACUGAAAUUUACUAGCAAUGAAAUAUAUUGUCUAUUUCACCGUGUUGCCGACAAUACUAAAGUAGCAAAAAAUAUUUUUUGGAGUACUGUUUUGUAAUUACCCUCAUAAGGGCAAGUUGUUUUGGUGAAUAUAAUAUUUAUAGCAGAAUUGUUUAAUUACGGUGUUACUGCAUCCCUAUGUGUUGAAUGCUUUUUUUUUCUAAAUGAUUUUUUUAUGACAAAAAAUAUUUGUGUUUCAUUGCUUUUUGCAUGUAAAAAAAAAUCAAAAUCAAAAACAAACUCAAUGCUACUUAAAUAAAUAUUAAGUACUGAUACUGUAGUAGUAUAGAAUUUAAUAAACGGUGUCAAAGCCUUGAAUAAGUAAAUUUAGCAUUACCAGAAAGCCAUGCUUUUAUGUGGCUUGGUUGUUUGUAUAUUAUUUCAACCAUGAACUGUGACUGAAUUUGGUUUUCAAAGCAAUACAAAAUAAGGUCUACAUUUUCAGUAAAUCAUUUUUUUGUCCUUAAUAUAUGAAAAAUACAAAUAUGUUUGGCUAUCAUUUAUUGAAAGUCUAUUAUUUUCUUUAUGUAAAGAAACAGUGGAAUUAUGCUAGAAAGUCAAAGUGAAUCAAUGAAUGAAUUACAUGAUAUGAAAAAUAUACAUAUAUAAUUCCUGAGAAAUAUAUUGAUUUAUCACAGCUAUCCUCAGGUGCCAAAUAUAAAAAUAAAAUGGAUAGUGUUUUAAAGAUAUCAUUAUUUAAUUGCAAGUGAUGCCUAUUGACAGUGGUACCAGCCUUAUGAGAAUGUAGCCUUACAAGCCAGAAUUUUAGAUAAGUGUCAUAAAAAUGAGCAUAAAUAUAUAUAUAUAUAUAUAUAUAUAUAUAUAUAAUAUAUGUGAUUAUGUGAAUAAUUCAAGCUAUAAGCACAUUAGUUCCCUAAAGUAUAUGGUAGAUGUCAUCUACACACAGUGAAGAUCAUUCUGUAGGCUGAACCAAUAUUAAUGAGAAUGAAAACUUGCUUCAGUGAUAUCACCCAUUCUUCUUGAAUUUAUAUUGUAAAGUCUAAUAAAAUAUUUGUUUUGCCCACAGAAUGUCUACCUUCACUGUAUGUGUAUGAAGGUGGAGGGUAUAAAUACGAUUACUGUGAAUUUAUAUUUUAUCAUACAUUCCAAGAGCAUAUCUAUAAAUGCAGCAGAUAUAUUGUAUAUGACUGAAAAAUAUCAAAUUGUACUGUAUUGUCCAUUAAUGUCAUUAUUUGUAUUAAAGAGUUAUCAUUUUCAUAAAAAAUAUUUUAGAAGUAGGUUUUAACCUCUAAAAUUACUAAAAGUAAAUUAGCAAUCCAUAAGGAAAGAAAAAAUUUUGUUUUACAUUUUUAAGAUAUAUAUAAAAGCCUUGAUUAUACAAACAGCUUGAGAAAUAGUUAAUUCAGGUAGGAAAGAAACACUACAUCCAGUAGAAUAGAGUUUUAGAUACUGUAGGUUGACAAACUUCCAGGAUAAUAGCAAUAAUUAGUAAUUAGAAAAACUAACUUUUAUAAUAAAAUCAGUAUUAAAACUAAAAAAUUGGCAAGGGGUUAUACCUACAUAAUGGAUUUGUCAAGUUUGCAAUUAUGAUAGUGCAAUAGUACAUUUUUUCUCGCAAAUAACAUUUGGGAUAAAUACAUUAUUGUAGACUUGCACUUAUAUUGGGCAAUAGAUGGCUAUGGAAUUUUAACAAUUUUAAAAUCAACUUAUUAGUUAUGGGAACCACAAUUGUUUAUAGAUCUAUGGAUCUUAUAUGGCUCCAAAUCGGCUUCUACUGUACUAUAAAAUGUUUAAAAAUGCAGAUUAUACCUUAACUGAAAUAGUUUUAUAUUCUGGUUCAGUCAAAAAUUGUUUAGCAUAUAUUUUUUUUUAUUUUGAAUUUCAUAUAAAAAAUUAAGGAAGAUGAUGAGAAAUGGAAGACUUACACUUAUUAAUACCGUAAGACUAGAAGAAAACAAAUUCCAUUCUAAACGCUGGAAUCCAUAUUCAAUGGGAGAGAGAAAACAUUUAUAGAUUUGAUACUUAUUGAUUUUUUUUAUUAAACCUUCAAAUUACAUAGUCAUGUUGGUGAUCCUAAUACAAAUUUAGAUGCAGGAUUUAAUGUACGUAAGGAUAUUUGAGAUAAAUUGGAAAUAGCUUCAAUCAGAAUUUUGCUUUUUCCCUGAGUCAUACCUAUAAAAAGGAGUGUUUAAAUCUAGAAGCUUGAUAACUCAUCAACUUUUAUAUCUUUGUAACUAUAUAAGUGCAAAGGAAAAGGCAAAUUCUUUGGGGGGGGGAAAUUACAAAUAUCAAAAAUUCAUAUCUUAAGACAUUUUUUAGUUCUUGCUGUUUGUAUAUUUUUCCAUUAUAUGGAACCCUGGACACAAUUUAAUCAUAUUUGUAGGCUUUUAAAGUUUGAGUGUUAAAAGAUACAGUCCAAAUAGAUAAAAAAAAAUGCAAUUAACAUACAAAUACAAUAAAAAAAAACUUGCAAUAAUCACUUUUCUUAUUCCCCCCCCCCCCCCCUAUUAAUGCAAAGUAAAAUCUAUUAAAAGCCAUGCCGUCUUCAUUGAUUUGUUCACAUUAUACAUGUAGAUUAUCAUAUUGGUGCUACUGAUUUGAGUUUGAAAUAGCGAUCAUUUGUUUGACGCAGGCAUUGGUAUGACAAUACAUUUAAGAAGCACAAAUUUGCAACCAUCUAUGUGAACUUUAUUAAUGGAACGUUGUGCUGACAACUAGGAGCUGGUUACACCAUUCAGGUGUCAGGGGCCAUGUUUGGUUCUCACCUCAUACAAUCACACUCUGUACAAAUUGUAAGUAACAGGAAACAACAUAAUAAAUCUCCCUGUAUGGGAAACAACCUAAAAGUUGGACAUCACUCAUGUACAGGAGUCAAUUGGAAAUAAAUGUGCUGGCUUUUGCAGUCUCUCCAGCUCAGCUAGUGAUCUGUACCCUUUACACAGGGCAAUAAUGAGAAGCUUGGCUUAUUGGCAACAAGACUGGAGUGGAUAGAGUUGCAUGACCAAAAUGUAUGACCAUCUUGCCAGGGGCUGGAAGAGCAAUUGCAGUCAGAGGGAUAAGUACUCAGCACUGGCCUUUGAGCAUUGAUUGACCUAUCGUUAGGUGAUUUAACUAAAGGUAUAAAACACAGGUUGAUUUAUCAAAAAGGGGGGGAUACCCUACUAAAGUAAACAGUUGGUUUUACCAGUGAAAGGGCUUGGUUUCGUUUUACCUUAUAUACAGUAUUAAUAGAAUUUUCACUCGUGAUGACCCAUUAGUGCAGCCUAUAUACUGUAUACAGCAUUGAGAUGGGGACUCAAGAUUUGAGAACAGUGGUGCUAAUGAGAUAUAAUGGUGUCCUUAUAUUUAAAAAGUAGCAAAAGAAAAAAAAAUAAACUUUAUUAAUUUAAACAAAUUUAAUUUAAAUUAAAAAAACUUUUCAUAUAAUAAUAUUAUUACAUAUUAUAUUAGUUAUUUUUAAAUAUUCUGCAGCUAAAAUCCUGUGUUAACAUUAAAAGAUAAAUAAACUGAACAUAUACUUACCUACAUAGAAACUAUUAGAAUUUACUUAUCACUUCCUUGUUUUUUUUCUAUUUACUAUUCACUUGUCUUCUCUCUCUCUCUCUCUCUCCCCCCUUUUUUUUUUAAUGUCUAGCUCUCAUUUAUCUAUUUCUCUUUUUCUGUUUUUAUUUUCCAUUUUUUUUCUCCUGUACGGACACGUCAAUCACAAUAUUGGUUCUAUCCAUAGAAUCCCAGGGGCUCUAUAGAAUCACAUUCUGUUUCAGUUACUGAUGUGGCAGUGCUGGCUGCGCAUACGCUGUCCAGAGUCGCAUAAUGUACAAAAUUGCCAAAUGUCAGUGUAUUUUAUGUUCAUGCCAUAUGCUUCUUUGUUUAACAAGGAUACAAAAUGUAAAUGUCAUAGAUACAAUUGUGUGUAUACUGUAUAUACUGUAAAAAAAAUAGCCUUUAUUCUAACCCUUCCCUUCCGCAAUCAUAGAUGUGUCCAGUUACAUCUAGCCUCCUGGUACAUUAAACAGUCCUUCUAGUCUUGUCAUGCUGUGGCAUAACUUGGUAGCACCAAGCAUCUUCUGUGCAAUUUUUUCCAUUAAAACGUGUCUUUUUCGCAUUGCUAUGUGAAUAGGAUGCACAGGCAGCUUAUGCUGAUUAAAAUGAUAUGCUGCAUGCCUAUAUUCUGUGUGGAACUGCGAUUCUAUCUGCCUCCGAAAUGGUAUGUAAAAAUGUAUGCUAGUAAAAAUUGUAACAUACCAUUCUGUAUGCAGAUACAGACGCAGGAGCACACAGAAUAUAGACAUGCCACAUAUCAUUUUAAUCAGCAGAGUCUGCAUGUGUGUCCUAUCCGCAUAGUGAUGUGAAUAAGACGCCCGAUGCUAACGGAGUUGCAUGGGACAUGUCAGCUCACUCAUGCCACGCAUCUCCCGCUGCAUGGCGUAUUGAGGACACAUCAGUAACUCUACAUCCUAAAUCUCACCCUGCACCUAGCUGUAAUCCCAUAUACUACAUUUGCACCAGAAAAUGUCUUACACAGAUCUAAAUACAAUUUUGCAUAUAUGCUGAUGAAUUUACUAAGAGAGUUCUAUUUGAAAUUGGAUGUUGCCCAUAGCAACCAACCAGAUUCUACUUCUCAUUUAUCUUGCACCUUCUAGAACAUAAUACCUGGAAACUGAUUGGCUGCUAAGGGCAACAUCCCAUUUUAAAUAGAACUCCUAUUUUAGUAAAUUUACCCCUCAGUGUGCACAAGCGCUUAUUCGAAUUUCCCAAAUUCUGAUAAUGCAAGUCAUCCACACCGAGUGUCAUUUGUUCCAAUUGGAGUAUAAACUAAAAUGUUUUCUUAACUUUAUAUUGUUCUCUUGAGAACGUUUAAUACAAUGUUCUUUUGCUAUUACAGCUUAACUACGCACACUUUGCAAUGGGCAGAGGGAGCAGCAUAUAGAGAGUACAGAGAGAAACAAACUAUUAUUAAUAUAUACAAUGCAUUGGAAAUUAUUUCAAAGCACAAAACAGCAUCAAUUAUCAUUGGUGGCACCAUACAGCUUGAUUUGCAACUAAAGCAAGGAGUUUAAGGAGCAAGGUGCUACUUGCUACGUAUGGAUUGUGUAGAGGUUUGCAGGACAGUGCAAAAGUAAGAUUUAACUUUCCGUAGCUAGAUUAUUGAAUUGAGAUAAAGCAGCGGUGGGGUCGGAUAUAAGGGGUAUUAGAGGCACACAGCCCUUUUCACUCUGCAACAUGAUUUUAGAUAUGCACUAGGUCAGGUCUGCCCUAUUAUUUGAAUAGGACGCAUAUCUAGGCUUUCUUUAACCAAUGUAAAAUCUUCAAUCGUUCUGGUAUGCCCUCACUUUCAUGAGUAAAAUGUAAUGGGUUGAUUCUAAUGUGAUAGGAGAUGUAACAUUAACACUUUUAUACUUUGUACCUCUUGCGAUUUUUCUAGCUUGUAGCAAACCCAGACACACGUAGUUUGUGGAGGUGUCUCCUAGGAGCAGAGAGUACAUCACAACGCGUUUUGCCAUGCACGAUCAGUGUACUUCACAAAUGAGGACCACUGUGUUUUUGAAUGAUAAAUCUUUCUAAGACAUUCAAAACUAAUUUCCAUUAGACUAUUCUUCAGAGGUUCAUUAUAAGUGUAUUCCUAUAAAUUGCUAAAUUAUAAUUGCAAUUAUUAUGACAUUUUAAUUAUCAUUGUAUAUUGGUUGUCAUUUAUCUAUGAAGCCAGUAGGUAGUCUUAAGCAGUUAUACAAGCAAACCAAUACAUUUACUCACUAGUACUACUAGUGAAAUACAAACCAUUAUUUUCCGAUACUUAUGUUGUCAACAAAAAAUAUACAAAUAUGGGAAUAACAUAGUCUCCCUAAUCAACUCCUCAGGGGAUAUUUACUAAAAGUCGAUUUGGGUAAAUUUUUAUCAAUAUUUUAGUCGAUCUUUGUCCAAUUAUUGAUAGUUUUGGAGUUUCAGGGUCGAAAUUACAUUUACUAACAGAGGAUUUUUGACACAGUUUAAAAUUAAAAAAAAAAUCAUCUAUCAGUAAAUGUGGGAUUUAGACCCUAAAAAUACAACAUCGACCAAACAUCGAUCCAAAAUCAACCCAGAUCGAUUUUUAGUAAAUAUACCCCUAAAUCCCACAUUUACUAAAAGAUGAUUUUGGAAUUAUUUUUUUUAAAUGAUGUAAAAAAUCAUCUGCUAGUAAAUGUGUGAUUUAGACCCUGAAACACAAAAUCGAUCAAAAAUCGACCAAACAUUGACAAAAAAAAACUUUGUUCAAAAUCGACCCAAAUCAACUUUUAGUAAAUAUACCCCAUAAUGCCCUGGACUGUCCUAAAAAAUUGGGAUAGAGGGAAUUAGUAUACCUCCAUUAAAAACUUAAUUCCAUUAUUUGAGCCCUCCAAAUAACCUAAAUUAAUAUAAAAAUAUUGUAGCGUCAUAUGUCAAUGGUAAAAUUAGCACUACAGAGAAGGGCAUUGGUGUAGAAUACAAGAUUAGAAAUGCACAUUUUAUCAAUGAAACAGCUGUGAUUUUUAUUGUCGCACCACUCACUGUUGAUAAAAUAAAAUAGCUCUGUGUACUAUUUAAUCCGGUAAAUAUGGCUGCCUGAAAAGUGUUGCUUAGCUUAUAGUACUAAUAUUUUUGUGUCUACCUAUUGAUCAGUUCAACAUCAGUUUUCCAAAUUCCUGACAUGCUCAUAAUACUGUGAAACAAUGACAAGAGAAAAAGUAUAUUUAAACUAAUGGAGUGAUGUAUAUAAGGUGUCCGUGUCGUCCGUAAUCAGUAAUAAAAACUAUACAUGCAAGUAGAUAAAUAACCUACCAAACAUGAGCAUAUACACUAUAGUAUACCAUGUAAGACAUCAUAAUUCUUGGAACCCAGGUGAGAUAAUGAUUACGAGUCCCAUGUAUGUGUCUAGAUUCAUUGUGCCAAUACUACAUCAUUUUUUGUGGGCUAAAAGUGCUUGUAAUUUAUUUGCAAACAAAUACUGUGUUAAUAAGAAAAAAAAAAUCUAAAAAAUUGUGAAUAAUGGUUCUCUUUAAUUUUGCUGCUGCUUCUGACAUAAAAUAGAGAAUGUAUUGUUUUAUUUCGAUGUUUAAUGAUGAUGAUAAUGUUUUCAUAAGAUGUACAAAUUGCUUUAUUUAGCUUUGUAUCUGUAAAGAAAUUGUAAUUUAUUUUGAAAGAAAAAAAGAGAAAAUUUAAAUACAAUGCCUGUUUUUUUCCCCACUUUAUUUUAUGUUAUAAUUGUGUUUUUGGUGUCAGGUACAUUUUUGGACAUUAUUAAAAAUAUGUGAUACAAAUGGAGGCUUUUUAUUACUCAUUUGAAAACAAAUAGAUUGAUAAGCCUGGUGUAAUGGGA
Molecule: messenger RNA, 12601 nt
Organism: Pseudophryne corroboree (corroboree frog)
Lineage: Eukaryota; Metazoa; Chordata; Amphibia; Anura; Myobatrachidae
Gene: GRM5
Product: glutamate metabotropic receptor 5
Exons: 10
Coding region: 1070-4591 (1173 amino acids)
Biological process (GO): G protein-coupled glutamate receptor signaling pathway; regulation of synaptic transmission, glutamatergic; trans-synaptic signaling by endocannabinoid, modulating synaptic transmission
Cellular component (GO): plasma membrane; postsynaptic density membrane
Molecular function (GO): G protein-coupled receptor activity involved in regulation of postsynaptic membrane potential; adenylate cyclase inhibiting G protein-coupled glutamate receptor activity
Source: RefSeq, a predicted model, not a curated record